AUGUCCGACAAAACGCAUGGCAAUGAUGCAAACAUUGGGAGCAAGGAAAACGUUGCAUCCGAGAAAAGUCUGGACGGCCCCAUUGGGAUCGACAGUCAUCCCAAGACUUCGAAUACCACAACAACGGUGAGCGAUGAAGGGACCACGUCCGAGUUCGAUGUGUGGUGGAACGUUCCUGAGAACGAAGACCCUGCGAACCCAAGAAACUGGUCAAAUUCUAAAAAAUGGACCAUCAUUGCUUCUUUGUCACUUGUUACUUUUCUCACACCUUUAGCUUCCUCAAUGUCUGCUCCUGGUGUUCCUCAAAUGCUGACUGACUUCAAAACGGAUUCGACAUUACUUGCAACCUUCGUCAUCUCUGUGUUUGUGCUCGGUUUCGCAUUUGGACCCCUUGUCAUCGCACCUCUUAGCGAAUGGAUCGGUCGGGUCCCGGUAUAUCAUGUUUGCAAUGUUCUCUUCUUAAUUUUCACGAUCCUCUGCGCAGUCUCCAAGAGCAUGGCAAUGUUGAUUGUGUUUCGGUUCUUGGCUGGCUGUGCUGGAGUGGCCCCGAUUACCUGCGGUAGCGGCACAAUUGCGGACCUCAUGCCUCCGGAAAGACGAGGUGUAGCAAUGUCGCUUUGGUCCCUUGGGCCAUUAUUUGGACCGAUCGUUGGCCCCAUUGCAGGGGGUUUCCUCGUUGAAGCAAAACACUGGCGGUGGGUGUUUUGGGUCAUCGCGAUAGUUUCUGGAGCAUCCACUAUCCUGUGCUUCUUCACUUUGAAAGAGACAUAUACCCCGGUCCUUCUAGAGCGCAAGGCUGCUCAACUGAGAAAAGAGACAGGGGACUCUUCCUACCGAUCGCGUCUCCAUUCAGAUCUACCAAAGAAGGAGUUAUUCAUACAAAGCAUCAUCCGACCCAUGAAGAUGCUCCUCUGUUCGCCCAUCAUAUUUCUCAUGUGUUCAUAUGUGGCAGUCAUGUACGGUCUGCUUUACAUACUCUUCACGACCUACACAUUUGUCUUUGAGGAAGAGUACGGGUUCUCUUCAGGUACUGCAGGCUUAGCUUUCCUAGGAAGCGGAGUGGGAAUGCUCUUGGGGCUGGCCUUCGCCGCUACACAAAGCGACAAAAGAAUCAGGAGAAAAAUUGCCUCGGGAGAGGCAAUUCUUCCAGAAGACCGACUGCGAUAUACACUCAUCGUUCCGGCAUGCCUCUGUCUUCCAGUUGGUCUUUUUAUCUACGGAUGGAGCACCCAGUACCGUGUUCACUGGAUUGUGCCUCAGAUUGGAAAUGCUGUGAUCGGGUUUGGCAUGAUCGCGAUAUUGAUGUGCAUCCAAACAUACCUGGUUGACGCGUUCCCUAUACAUGCUGCGAGCGCCACAGCAGCUAACACUGUGUUGCGAAGUCUUUUGGGGGCACUUUUCCCACUGUUCGCGCUGAAACUGUAUGACAGGGUCGGCCUAGGCUGGGGCAACAGUAUCUUGGGUUUUAUUGCCCUGGCAAUAGCCCCUAUUCCUAUAGGAUUUCGAAUUUUUGGGGAGCGGAUAAGAACAAACCCCAAGUGGCAGGUCAAGUUCUAG
This is a messenger RNA of Penicillium cataractarum, 1557 nucleotides long. Its product is annotated as MFS transporter. NCBI's taxonomy places the organism in Eukaryota, Fungi, Ascomycota, Eurotiomycetes, Eurotiales, Aspergillaceae. Bases 1 to 1557 code for a protein of 518 amino acids. Gene Ontology annotation, biological process: transmembrane transport. Gene Ontology annotation, molecular function: transmembrane transporter activity. The transcript has 3 exons. The record is from RefSeq and is a predicted model, not a curated record.